Molecule: messenger RNA, 5002 nt
Organism: Pogona vitticeps (central bearded dragon)
Lineage: Eukaryota; Metazoa; Chordata; Lepidosauria; Squamata; Agamidae
Source: RefSeq, a predicted model, not a curated record
GAGCCUCGCACCACGCCUUCUUUCCCCCCCCACCCCUCUUUCAAUAACGUUGCCUUGCCCUGUUGUAACGGAAGGGAGUAACGGAAAAAGUUACUUCUUGUAGGGGUGCGUGUAUGUGCGUGCGUGCGUGUGAGUUUCUGUAUAUACAUCCACAAUAUUAAAAAAAUAUUUUCUAUAAAUAGUUUAUUUAUGAAUGAGAACCAAAGAGCGCCUCAGUCAAGAUUUGAGUGGAUCUGCCUGAGGGAGGCGUUCUUCUGUCCGGGACUGGAUCAGACAAUAGGAGCAGAUUCUAAUUAGGAAGAGUGCUGUAGUAAGGACAAAAGAUGCAGAGCACAAAGUUAGACAACUUAAAGGGGGGCCUAGAAGAUAUUCUCAGUGUUGGUGGUCAGCACAGGAAAGUAUCUCGGAAAACACGGGUUUCAGAUCGUUCUCUCAAGAGUAGAAAGUCAAGAACACCGAGGUCUAAGAAAGAAAUUACCCUAAGAGGGAGGGUUUCUGAAAUUCUUCAGAAUCCUGAUGAAGAAAGUAGAGAAGUCCCAAGUGAGGAAGGCCUGCUGACUCUUCCAGACUUCAGUGAUGCUUUGGAGAAAAACUGCACGAAACCGCAGGAUAUCCGAAAAUCUCUGGGAGAACACGAGACUUUGCAUGACAGAGAAACCGACUCAGACGAUCGGAAGGCAGACAGAGCAACCCUGUUACAAGAUUCACAAGGGGAUGAUGCCGUUAGAGAUGAAAAAGCAUUUCAGUCGAAGACAGACAAAACCAAACCCAGCACCUACGUUUCUCUCUUCGAUUUUUCCAAACACCUUUUGGAUUCCUGGGAGAAGAAUGUUUGGUCAAGAUCCGCGCUUGCCUCUGACGCAACACACAGCGAGGAACGAGAGCUCAGUGUUUGCAGCCUUUCCUGCGUAAAGCAUGCUGCAGAACAGCCUGUGAAAAAAACAUGUGCUGACGACCCCACUUCAGAGGAAGGACCGCAGGAGGAGACGUUAACUUUUCCUAGGAAAGAUACUGGGGAGGAGAUCUUGGAAAAGGCCUCCAUAACAUCUAAACAGGAUUUCCUGUGCUGCUGUGAGAGUAGAGAGGGCAAAAGACACGGGAAAAGGUGCAAGACAGAGACCAAUUCUGCUUCGGCAAGUGUGCCCGGACCCACCCUGAGCAGAAGCAUAAAGACGGACGUAACCAUAAAACCGUGUUACGUGGUUUUGGAAGACAUUGGCUGCAAAAUCAGAUCAAAGGGCAAAUCUUCUUCCAUGCCUCCAGAGGUAAGGAUGCGGUCUGCAAGACAACCGAAAGGGAAUGGUGAUACUUUUAAAAAGUUGCACGCUAUCCUAAAGGACAUCAUGGAGAAGAGCUGUGCCCAAAAGCCGAGGAAGACCCCCUGGAUAAAAAAGGCAGAGAUGUCGUUGGCAGAGGAGAACAUCCGUAAGAAGAAAAUUCUUUUGGAACAGAAGUCUGAUGAAUCACAAAGUUCUGGAACUGCGGGUUCUGGGGGUGAGGAUUCUCACCAUGAAAAAAAGGGAAGGGAAACCGGCUCUGUGGAUAUGGUUGACAUGUUAUGCAAUCAAGGUCUUUUUACAAGGUUGUCUUUGGCAAACUCACAUGAUGACCAUCCCGCUGAACCAGGACGGAUACAUCUCCUAUCUACCUCUCCUGGGAAGACACGGGAGGUGGAGAGAAAUAACUCUGCAGGUUCAUCUGCUACCUUUUCUAGUGGAGCCCAUGUCUCCAAAAUGUCAGUGGGAGGAAUCCGUGUUUCCGCCUCGUCCAGUGAAGCAAAUUGUGGAGAUGCGUGUCAGGCCCACUCCCGUUUUGAACCUGAUUUGGUUUCGCCAUUUUCAGGAGGGGAUUGUAAGGAUUGGUUUCGUGGUGGAACUCCAGUGAGGGUGCCCACAGAGGGGACCGUGGGUCCGGAUCCGAGCCUGCUGGAUGAAAAAGAGUUCAAAGAACAGGGCGGAAAGCCUCCCGUGCUCGGGGAGAGAGAUCUGGAUGACUGCUGGUUUCUCAUGGAAAUCAGUGAAGUUGUAGAAGAGGAGGUGCCUGCCAAUGACAUGGAGGAAGAACACACGCAUGGAGAGGUCCCUUUCGAUUGUAGGCCAAGGUUUCCACAAGCAGAGAGCAAGUCUACGUAUCAGCCUCUUUCAGAGAACAUGACAGUUCUCAAACCCAGCGAGAAUGGGAAAGGAAGAAGGCCAAGUGGGCACCAUGAAACCAGAGACAGAGAAAUAAAUACAGGGGCAGAAGAAAACUCAAUUCGCCAGCCUGCUCAAGAGAAGAGUCCUUCGAAAGAGGAAGAAAGCCAGCAGUCACAUCUGUCUCAUGGUGUACAAAGGGUCUUUUACGAAUUGUCUGGGUCAACCGUCAAGUUGCUUGGAAUACCCAUCUAUGAUCUUGGAGCUGUCCGUCUGCGGAGAAUUCCACAACUGGAAGACACAUCUCUGCACAUUUCUACACCCUGUUUGGAAAACCAAGACACCUGCGUUAGUCUUUCUUCUGAUAGUACGGAAGAAGGGAAACCAUCUUCAACGACUGAACGUUUAAGGUUAGAUGUCAGCAAGACGGAGGCCAAAAAGAGGACUCAGGGACCUUGUACGUCUGCCGCGCCGAUCCCUGGCUCUCUGGCCUAUCAAGAACAAAUCCGUGGGAUGGUGGUGGAUGCCCUGAGGGAGACUCUUCAGAAAAGGCUGGAUGCGUCUCCUGAGCUGUGCGUGCCAAAGAACGCGGUCUCCAGGCUGGCGAAGCAAGUGGAGAGAGAGAUCUUCAGACUCUUCUGCUGUGUUGGCCAGCAUUACAAAAAGAAGUACCGCAGCCUGCUGUUCAACCUGAAAUCAACGGAGAACCAGCAGCUCUUCAGAAGGGUGAUGCUGGGAGAGAUCACUCCGAGGAGGCUGGUUCAGAUGACCUCUUUGGAGAUGGCGCCCCAGGAACUAGCAGAGUGGAGAGCAAGAGAGAACCGACGCGUGCUGGAAAUUAUAGAGAAAGAGGAACGAGAAGCCCCAUCGCAUUGCUCUGCAAAAUUCACCCACAAAGGAAUUGUUGAGAUACACAGGGAAGCCGAGGAGGACUUGCCGUCCCAGGAAAUACUUGAACUGCAGUUACACAUGAAGGAGAACUCCAGUUCUGAGGUUCCCACAGCACCUGCAAGAGACUCAGGGCAGAAAGCUGGUGACAGUGAGAGGCGAUUUAAGCCAGCUGCUUACAAAGCUACUUUAAAUCAAAAAGAAAAACCUCGAAAACAUUGGCGCUCCAGCAUCAUGUAUUCAGAAGAGGAAGGGACUCCUUUGCAGCAGGACAGUCUCAUUUCAUCCGGCAUUCCGAAGAAAAAUCGCCGCGUGGAGAUGCAGUCCAAGACCACCGCUGUCUGGAAGGGACUCAUUCAGAUGUUCAGUAUAAAACAGUUCAUGGCCAAAGCAUAUCCCGUUUCUGGCUCCAGCUCUCAGCUCGGGCAGGCUUUACCCGGUCUUCUUUGGUCGAGGGGAUGCAUUAUGCCCGAGGAUGUCUGGACCUAUUUAGACAGCAUCUGGCCAGCCAACAGCAAGGAGAUGGGCGUGAUACGGUUCCACCCCACCUUCUCUCGAGACUUUAGCUACUACCACAUGCUGUACACCUACCUGAACAACAAGCAGCAAUACGGCAUUGUGAACAGCCCCCAGAUGGAGAUCUUCAUGGUUCCUCUGGCCGCCUACCAGCCUGUGCCUUCUCAGCUCCGCCCUCUGAGCGGCCCAGGGCUUGAUCCAUCCCAUCCGUCUUUGCUGCUGGGACUAAUUCUGCCCAAGAAGACUUCCACAAGAACUGUGGAAACAAGGGGCAGCUCUCCACCCAAGGCCAAGGCAGGGGUCGUCAGCCUUAAAAACAGGACCCAAAACAGCUGUUCCCCUCCGGCUUCAUAUUCCCAAGCGGACCCAAAUCAUACCCAGCCGCCUUUGUCUGGAGACGAGGUUCAAGGCGAGAUUCCGAGAGAAGAAUCCUUCACCAUCAACACCCUGAUCAGUCUCACGGAGGAGCUGGGCCGAAAGAUGUGCCAGGCGGAUCCUUCCUGGUUGCACUACGAAGGGCCAAGCGAUGUAGCCGGCUGGGGUUCGGCUGGCAAUCUUUUCCUGCCCCCAAGUGGUCCCCCUUGGCUCGGGGAGCCCUUGGGCAGCCUGCCCCCGGGAGCCCACCCGGAUCAGGGCGGGGGGCAGCAGGUGCAGCUUUGUCUCCAGCCGGACCCCUCACUUCCGUGGGACGCGCAAGGCCACCUUCUGCCUUCCGUGAUAGCAUGGCCGGAGCAGCAGAGAGCCGAGGAAGGACAAGGUGUGGCCCUCUGGGAGAUCCCAUUCUCGCACGGGGCGGGUAGCGUUGAGGCUGGGCCGCCUGGUGACCUGUCUUCGGUUCUGCCUUUGCCUGAGAUCCUUUGCCCCAGCGGGACGGCUGGAGAGCCCAGUUCGGUUCUGCAGGAAACUCUGUCCUUGAUUGAGCAAGUGGCGCAGCUCCAGGCCGGUAUCCAGAGCCAGGAGCCUCAGCUGCCCUCCACUCCGUUCGGCUUUCCUACCGUGCCGCAAGACGUUGCCUCUGCCUGGCCUCAAGCUGCCGCGGGCCUCGAGUUCCCACCCGCUCAGCAAGACCCUGAGAUGUACGCCCACCUUCAGCUGCUCGUAUCUGCCUUGAGUGGACCCCCACCGCCCCCUCCGGCCCUUUAAUGGCUCUCAGUUUUUAUCAGAGGGGACUUUACAAGAAAGGCAAUCUGCAAAAAAGCACCCUUUGGGCCCGGGACUUGAAAAGGGACCACCGGUUUAUCAAGAACGGAAUGGCAAAGGCAGGACGGGCAAGCGGUGGGGGUUUCGCCUGCAGCCUUGAACGACUGGAUGCAGAAAGCCAUACCCAGGUCAGAACAGGGAGAGGCGUAAAGGCAAAGUGUGAAGGUUGUGUGAGUGAACACUGCCUGAUAGUUUCAUCCCUUUCCGACCGUAACUCUGGAUCCGAUAGAAGAUCCCAGUAUGGCGGGGUGUUUAUUAUUAUUGUU